Messenger RNA from Prosopis cineraria, 1317 nucleotides. RefSeq names its product peroxidase A2-like. Bases 62 to 1129 code for a protein of 355 amino acids. NCBI's taxonomy places the organism in Eukaryota, Viridiplantae, Streptophyta, Magnoliopsida, Fabales, Fabaceae. The record is from RefSeq and is a predicted model, not a curated record. The transcript is spliced from 4 exons. Gene Ontology annotation, molecular function: peroxidase activity; heme binding. Gene Ontology annotation, biological process: response to oxidative stress; hydrogen peroxide catabolic process.
CUGGUGAGGAUCAGAAGACAGCCCUGGGACAUUCAUACACGGGGAGACAAGCAAGAUAAGAAUGGGUUUUGUGGGUGUGAGAAUGGGAGCUGUUUGGAGUUUCAUAUUUGUGGUUCUGGCAGCAAUAUCUGUGACUUAUGCGCAGCUGAGUCCAACAUUCUACAACCAAACAUGCCCCAACGUCACGGACAUCGUGUCUGGGGUUAUCCAGAAUGCUUCGCAGAGCGAUCCCCGCAUCGGAGCAAGUCUCAUCAGGCUUCACUUCCAUGACUGCUUUGUUCAAGGAUGUGAUGCUUCGCUCCUGCUGAACGACAGUGCCACCAUUGUCAGCGAACAGCAAGCUUUUGGCAAUAACAACUCUAUCAGAGGACUGGACGUUGUCAAUAACAUCAAGUCCGCCCUUGAAUCCGCUUGCCCCAACACUGUUUCUUGCGCUGACAUCCUUGCCAUUGCUGCUCAAGUUUCUGUCGUCAUAGCAGGAGGGCAGUCAUGGACAGUUCAGUUGGGAAGAAGAGAUAGCCUCACAGCAAACCUAAGCCUCGCUAAUGCUAACCUUCCUUCGCCUUUCUUCAGCUUGGACUCCCUGAAGCUAAACUUCUCUGCUCAAGGCCUCAACAUUACUGAUCUUGUUGCCCUCUCUGGUGCUCACACGUUUGGAAGAUCUCAGUGCAGGUUCUUUGAUAACCGGCUUUACAAUUUUAGCGGCGACGGCAACCCGGACUCGAGACUUAACACAACCUACUUGGCGACAUUGCGUCAGAUAUGCCCACAGAGCGGAGUAGGGACGAACAGUAACCUCACAAAUCUGGACCUGACCACACCCGAUGUCUUUGACAGUAACUAUUACACCAACCUUCAGCAAGGCAAUGGCCUCCUUAACAGCGACCAGGUCCUGUUUUCCACUUCUGGUGCUGAUACCAUCGCCAUCGUCAACAAUUUCAGCGCGAACCAGACAGCUUUCUUUGAAGCUUUUGCAGCGUCCAUGAUCAAGAUGGGUAAUAUCAACCCUUUGACCGGAACCCAGGGUGAAAUCCGAACCCAAUGUAAUGCUGUCAAUGGAGCCUCAGGGUUAAUUAUGGGCGGUGUUGCUUCCGCUGAAUCUCAAGACGCUUCUGUUAGUUCAAUCUAAGCUAUCUCUCUGUUUGUUUUGGCAUAAAUAAACAAGCGAAUCAUCGUGCUUGUGAGUUGGGACCAUGUAUUUUGCUGCUUUGUAUAUCUUUGUCAUGUAUUGCCGAGUAAUAUAAUUUCUUUCCUUGAAAAUACUUUAUGUAAAUCAUAUUUUCGCUUCCAGAAUUAAAAGAAUGCGUCUCAAAUUAA